GGAGGACCUGUGGGUGCGAGAGGGGAAGAUCCUCAACCCGGAGAAACUCUUCUUCGAGGAGAAGGGCUCUGCUGACAUCCAGCUGGACUGUAAGGACAGCAUCAUUGCUCCAGGCUUCAUCGAUGUCCAGAUCAAUGGAGGCUUUGGGGUGGACUUCUCCCUGGCUACAGAUGACUUCAAAUCAGGGAUUGACCUGGUCAGUCAGAAAAUCCUCUCCCAUGGCGUGACCUCCUUCUGUCCCACCCUGGUGACCUCUCCUCCAGCUGUGUACCACCAGGUUCUCCCUCAGAUCAGUAUAAGAAAUGGUGGAACCCACGGAGCAGGUAUCUUGGGGGCCCAUCUGGAAGGACCGUUCAUCAGCAAGGAGAAGAAAGGGGCCCACCCAGAGCACUGCCUCCGCACCUUCGAGGCAGGUGCCUUCCAGGACCUGCUGGCCACCUACGGCUCCCUGGACUGUGUCCGAAUAGUCACCCUUGCCCCAGAGAUGAAGAGGAGCAGCGAGGUGAUCCGGGAGCUCACCAAGAGGGGCAUCUGUGUCUCACUGGGUCACUCAGUGGCUAAUCUUUCCCAGGCUGAGGAUGCUGUGCAGCACGGUGCUACCUUCAUCACUCACCUCUUCAAUGCCAUGUUGCCGUUCCACCAUCGUGACCCUGGGAUCGUGGGGCUGCUGACAAGUGACAAGAUUCCUGAUGGGCGAAGGGUAUUCUAUGGCGCUGGGCGAAGGGUCUUCUAUGGCAUGAUCUCUGAUGGCAUCCACACCAACCCUGCCGCCCUGAGAAUCGCCCACCGAGCCCACCCCAAAGGCCUGGUGCUGGUGACGGAUGCGAUCGCUGGCAUGGGGCUGGCACCAGGUCGGCACACGCUGGGGCAGCAGGUGGUGGAGAUUGACGGGCUGAACACCUACAUUGCAGGCACAAAGACCCUGAGCGGCAGCGUGGCGACCAUGGACACAUGUGUGCGACACUUCCAAGAAGCCACAGGGUGCUCAGUAGAGAUCGCGUUGGAGGCAGCGUCUCUGCAUCCCGCCCAGCUCCUGGGGAUUGAACACAAAAAGGGGACACUAAAUUAUGACUCCGAUGCAGAUUUCCUGGUGCUGAAUGACGGUCUGUAUGUGCAAGCCACAUAUAUCGCAGGCGAGGAAGUCUGGAGACAGGAUGCGUUAGGCAUGUGA
Messenger RNA from Nestor notabilis (Kea), 1171 nucleotides. It is a transcript of the gene AMDHD2, whose product is annotated as amidohydrolase domain containing 2. Gene Ontology annotation, molecular function: N-acetylglucosamine-6-phosphate deacetylase activity. Gene Ontology annotation, biological process: N-acetylglucosamine catabolic process. Lineage: Eukaryota; Metazoa; Chordata; Aves; Psittaciformes; Psittacidae. The record is from RefSeq and is a predicted model, not a curated record.